Messenger RNA from Sipha flava (yellow sugarcane aphid), 2556 nucleotides. Its product is annotated as ATP-binding cassette sub-family G member 1. Bases 703 to 2556 code for a protein of 617 amino acids. NCBI's taxonomy places the organism in Eukaryota, Metazoa, Arthropoda, Insecta, Hemiptera, Aphididae. Gene Ontology annotation, cellular component: plasma membrane. Gene Ontology annotation, molecular function: ABC-type transporter activity; ATP hydrolysis activity; ATP binding. The transcript is spliced from 12 exons. The record is from RefSeq and is a predicted model, not a curated record.
CGUUCUUUCACCGCCGCACAGUCGCACGACGCGAUUUCGUAAGUAAACAAACCGCUGUGCGCCGUCGUUGUCGUUCGCCACCGACCAAUCCGACCGCCGUCCGACCAGUCCGCCGCCGUCGGUGCGAAAGUGCAGCAGGUGUGCGCGCGCAGACGUUACUGUCGCACCAGUCCGCGAGCACCACGGAUUUCACCGGAAAAUUGUUUUGCGCUCCGUACUAUAAAUCACCUAAACGCACCGGCGACGCGCGCAUCAACGACACAUCCGGUCCGUUGCACCGGAUUUGCGGAAGAGAUAUCACGUCCGUUUUUUCCGGUCCGGGUUUUCGUCCCCGUCGGACGGCACGCGAACACCGAAAAAAUUCCCCGCGUGACGGACGGACGCCGCGAACCCGAUCCGCUCGUCCGCCGCAACGUACAACGCGUUGAAUCCCCGCGGAAACCGGUUGUACGGCACAACACGUCGAUGAACUGCAACGAUCGGUCCUACGACUACGAGUAAUAGGUUGUCAAUUGUGUCGUAGCUAUUUUAUAGCUUUGCUGAAAAUCAUUGAUGAUCGAGCAUCAUUGAAACAUAGACACUUGUGACACAAUCUUAUGAUGAGUAAUACGUACUUGUUUAUAUGAAACAUCGUUAAACAGCAGAAACUAUCUUACAAAACCAAUCCAAUAUAGAAAUUAGUUGACUGUAAACCUAUUUAAAAUGGGAUCCGCUUCUCGAAUGGUGCUCAUGCACCUUCCCAAAAAUAAUCCGAUCGACAUCUCAUUUACAGACGUCCAGUUCACUGUAGAAAUUGGGGCGCUGCGAAGAGAAAAAAAACAAGUACUUAAAGGCGUUUCUGGACGCUUCAACUCGGGCGAAUUGACUGUUAUCAUGGGCCCUUCUGGUGCCGGAAAAUCUACUCUUCUCAAUAUUCUUACUGGAUUUCAACGCAAAGGAAUGGUUGGAGAAGUGAGAACAAACCGAGUUGAUGAUCAUGAAGAUCUACUUUUAAAUAAUGAUCUAAGAAAAAAAAUUAACCAGGGUCGCACUAUGUGCCGAAAAGAAUCCUGUUACAUAAUGCAAGAUGACCAGCUGUGUCCACUUUUUACUGUUUUAGAAAUUAUGAUGAUGGCAGCUGAUCUUAAACUUGGAUACACACUAUCCUAUAAAUCGAAAGUACUAGUAAUCGAGGACAUCCUCGACAGCAUCGGACUCUCGGGCAGCCUUCACACCAGGUGCGGUAGACUAUCAGGCGGACAGAAGAAACGUUUGUCCAUUGCUCUCGAACUUAUUGACAAUCCACCGAUUAUGUUUCUCGAUGAACCCACCACUGGUUUGGAUAGUACGAGUUCGCAUCAGUGUGUUUCGAUUUUAAAAGGUUUGGCCAAAGGCGGCCGGACGGUAGUUUGCACGAUUCAUCAACCCAGCGCUAGUACUUAUGAAAUGUUUGACCACGUUUAUAUUAUGGCCGAGGGGUACUGUGUCUAUCAAGGUUCUAGUCAGAACACAAUACCAUAUUUGCAAACAAUAGGCCUUAACUGUCCACAAUACCACAACCCGGCAGAUUUCAUAAUGGAAGUAGUUACUGGAGAAUACGGAAACUUUACUUCUCAACUCAGAACAGCAGCUAUUGAUGAAGCAUGGAGGACACAACCUCAAAUCGACAAUUCACAUAUAUUAUUAAAAAGAAAAUCUAAGAAUCCAGGUCCAACUUCAUUGGUCUUGGUUAAUCAGCCCUCCGAAUUUAAUAAAUUAUUAGUACUUAUACACAGAUCUUUAAUGCAGGUCUACAGAGAUUGGUCGGUUACACAUGUAAAAAUAUGUAUGCAUUUCCUCGUAGGUAUAUUACUGGGACUUUUGUUCGAAAACGCUGGUAUUGAUGGUGGCAAAACUUUCAAUAAUAUUGGAUUUUGUAUUGUAACUCUUGUCUAUUUGAGCUAUACAUCAAUUAUGCCAGCUAUUUUAAAAUUCCCGUCUGAACUAAAUAUUCUUAGAAAAGAAUUAUUUAAUAACUGGUACAAACUGUCCACAUAUUUUAUAGCAUUUCUUAUCACAAACAUGCCAUUACAGAUGAUAUUUUGUUUUAUUUAUACAUCAAUUUCUUAUUACUUGUCUGCGCAAUUGCUAACAUGGACAAGAUUCUUAAUGUUCUUGGUUGUAUGCCAGUUAAUGACUCUAAUAUCCGAAGGUAUUGGACUUAUCCUCGGGACAGCUAUGGCACCAGUGAACGGAGUUUUCGUUGGUUCAAUCAUUACUUGUUUGUGUAUUCUUUUUGCUGGUUUCUUGGUACUAUUUAAUCACAUGCCUGUGGUUUUGUACUACGUGUCUUACAUCAGCUAUAUGAAAUAUGCACUUGAAGGGCUGGUUGUAUCCAUCUAUGGUUAUGGUCGUGAACCUUUAGAAUGUCUAAAUGAAGAAGGUUAUUGCCAUUAUCGUUUCCCUGAAACAACAUUCAAAGAAAUUGGUAUGACCGAUGGGAAAUAUUGGUCAGACAUAUCAGUGAUGGUCGGUUUUUUAGUUGUUAUUAUAAUAAUUAGUUUUUAUACUUUAAAAAGAAGUUUAAAAUGUCGUUAA